Molecule: messenger RNA, 5816 nt
Organism: Drosophila hydei
Lineage: Eukaryota; Metazoa; Arthropoda; Insecta; Diptera; Drosophilidae
Gene: vir
Product: protein virilizer
Exons: 6
Coding region: 131-5752 (1873 amino acids)
Cellular component (GO): RNA N6-methyladenosine methyltransferase complex
Molecular function (GO): RNA binding
Source: RefSeq, a predicted model, not a curated record
UUUUUAAGAGAGCGUCGAAACGUCCACACUUAAAGAGCUCAACAAAAAAUUUGCCGACCGACGCUUGUUUAUUUGUUUUAUAUAAAUUUACUUAAUUUAUCGCGUAAACGGGACAAUAGUGCAAGCCAAAAUGGCCGAUGCCGAUGAUGGAGCUGAGUUGUUGUUCUUCGACACUUUCUCACAUGAAGAAGUCACCGAUAUAAACUUGGACUUGGUUCAGUUCCCAAAGCCUGUAUUCAUAACACAAGUGCGCAUUAUACCGUUGGGCGCUCGUGUCCAAGCUGAUUUUCCUGGUGGCGUUCGUCUAGGUGCCACGAAUCCCUCCAAGUUCGAUCUGGAGUUCUUUGUCAAUGAUUUAGGCAUGCCGGGUGCUUCGGCAUUUGAGAAUCUGGGCUUGUUACGUUACAACCAGAACGACUGCAUACAUCUGGACUGUUCGCAAGAGAAAAUUCCAACAGAUGGUCUGGUUUUACGCGGGUGGUAUAGCGCUAUUACCCUAGCUGUGUAUGGUAUACUCACCAACUCUGUAACGGAGCCUAUUGCCAGCCCAACGUUGCCUUGCGAGCCAGCAAUGACCGGACCUGAGAUGUGCAAUCUAAGCGGUGAGGGACACAAUGUGCUCCUCCCAGAAGAAGUGAUCAAAGAUGAUUGGUCGGAGCCAAUGCAGAGUGAAUUGUUGGUUGCAGCGGCACACAAGGCUAACGUCAGUGUCAGCGACUACGAGCACGAUGAUAUCGAAUAUGGCAUGUCGCGCGACCAUUACCAUCAGCACGCGGACGAGGAACAGCGCGAAUUGCGACGCUUGCGUCGGUCUACGCAUUCUACUGACCACUCUCCCCCACCACUACGGACGCAUACACAUUCAGAGAGCAAUGACAGGGAGUACCUACGUUGUUCACGGGACAAGGCGCCGCGUGAUUGGUCGCGCUCACCAGAAUAUUCCAGUCACAGAGCACGCCGUAAGCGCUCAGAGCGUUCUCGCUCCGAUGCAGAUGAGCACAAGUGGCCACGGACGCCACCAGUGUCAAUCGACUCGCCAACACGUCCGCGCUCCCCGGAUACCAUGGACUAUGAAGAUGAUGAUACACGUUCGCCUUAUAAGCUUCAGAGCUCGCAUGGUUAUCGCCACUCAUCAGAAUCGUUGCCACGAGAACGCGAAGAAGAAGAGAGGGAGCGUGAACGUGAGCGCUCCGAUACACCGCAAGAACAAUUUGAGCCCAUUCUAAGUGAUGACGAGAUCAUAGGUGACGAUAUAGAAGAUGAAGACGACGGAGUGGAUGCGGCUGCAGCGGCAGAGUAUGAACGUGAACUGGAGGCAGCUGCGGCUGCUGCACCACCUGCCAUAGACGCCUUCGAACCAUGGCAACGUCCGCUAUUGACCUUCGACGGUGACUUGCUGACUCAUUUCAGUAAAGAGCUCGAUACACUUAGGCUACUCUUCAAGAAGCUAUCGCUACAAAUUCGAUGGGACAAUGUGAGCGCCUUCAAUGAAGAGCACGGCGGAGUCACUGUGGACGAGCGGGAGCAGUUCGUCUACCUAGGCGAGCAGUUAAACAACCAGUUGGGCUAUCUAACUCAGCACUACAAGCGUCGAAAUUUUGUGCUACAACAGUUUUUUAAGAACGACGAGUCGCAUCUGCGUCAAGCGGCGAAUAUUUUACAGAUUGCGUUGAGCUUCCAGGCGGCUUGCAUGCAGCCACAACCGGCAUUUAAGAUACGACAUAUCAAGCUGGGCGCUCGCAUGGCUGAGUUGCUGUGCAACAACGAGCAGUUGUUCCGACAUCUGCUGCAGCAGCACAACUUUGAUCCAUUUGAAGCCGUCUUCAGUCUCUAUCAGGAGCCUUACAUGGCGUUGUCUAUAAAACUUCAACUGCUAAAAGCUGUCUAUGCCAUGUUGGACACUCAAAUGGGCAUUAAGCAUUUUCUGGGUGGUAACACCAAUGGCUAUCAGCUAAUCAUCGAGUCUAUCAAGGCGGCCAAGCUUACGCGCACCAAAUACGCCUUGCAGGCCAUCAUCAAAAAACUGCAUCUAUACGAAGCCUUGGAGAGUGUGCGCAACAGCUGCAAUCAGCUCUUUGUCCGCAAAGUGGAACGGCCGCCGCAGACGAUCUGUCAGGAGAUCGAAUACGCAUUUGAGAUGAUUAUGGAUGCUUUGGUAGCCAACCAGCUGAGUUUUCAGCAGCCGCGUCGAUUUCUGCCCGUCUCCAAGAAGUUCGAAUUGGUCACAGAUCCAAAUGCGCAACGGAGCUUUGGCAAUGCGCUUCAAUCCUACUUCAAACAGCAUGCGCUCGCCGAAUCGCUGCUGUUAAUUCUAAGCAAUUCAAAGGAACUUCCAGCUACCACAUUCCUUUGUACGCUGGAUCUUAUGCAUGCUUUGCUCAAAUCGCACGUGGGCAUAGAUUACUUUGUUGACGAUGCAUUUGAGGCGACACAACUUAUUGUCGCCAUACUUUUGGGUCUGGAUGAAGUGCCCACCAUGCCCAAACCAGAAAUACAAAAGGAACAGGAAACAGAAAGUGUUAAGUCUGAGCAAACAGACAAACCUUUAGAUACAUCGGACAGCUCCGAAAAGGAAGCCGAAGCAAAGGGCGAGGGGGCUGCUGCAGCAACUGUGGCAAUUGACGUUGCCGUACAAACGGAACCCACACCUGUCAAAGCGCCUCCAAAGAUGGCACCCGUACUUCGGCCCGUUUUGCCACGUUUAGCGCGUCUGGGGAUAGAGUUGGCUUACAAGGUGCAGACGCGUUAUCACCUCGAUGCGAUUGUCUUUACGGCAGCACUGCCUGAGUACGAUGCUAUCACAGUUGCCACACACAUGCACGCAAUUUACUCACAGACCUGCGACCCGGCAGGUCGACAGCACACCAUUGAGGUUCUGGGACUGAACAAUAAUCUAAAGAUAUGCAUGGACCUCAUUAAAAAGGAACAGCGGCUGCAAUCGCAGCGACAGCUCAGUUCGCCAGGCACGAAAUACAAGAGUCCCGUGCUCAGCUAUGCGGUGGACAUGGUGGACUGCUGUGUACGCUACUGCGAACAACUUGACUAUCUUAUCGAGCAUGGCGCUGUCAUUCUUGAGCUGGCCAAGAACCACGAAACCUUUGAGCCAUCUGUGUCGGCUGUGCUACAGGAGAUGUAUGUGUACAUGAAGCCAUUGGAGGCCAUUAAUGUGUUCAUCUACGACGACAUAAUGCCUUUAGUUGAGGUAAUUGGGCGUUCUCUGGACUAUCUUACCACUUUCCCUGGCGAUCUGAUUAUGGCCUUGCGAAUUCUGCGUUAUCUGGUUACCACCAAAUCGACACCGCCGCCCGGUAUCAAGCAGUCGAAACGUGCGGACACCGAGGAGUUGAAACAUCGCUUUGUGGCCCUCCAGCUGUACGCAGCGGAUGGCGUUCAGCUAAUGAUUCAGAUCAUGGAACGAUUGUGUACGUACUUUGAGCAGCCCGGAAUGCAUGCACCUGCCUUGAUGACUAUUCAGGGUGUGCACUGCUGCCAGAUUAUGUUGCCUACGCUGCAAAUUCUACGCGAGCUGCUCUCCUAUGCCAUACUGUGCCGUGACGGCGCCUUCAAAGAUCUGACUUCGAUUGACCAUCUUGUUAAGGUAUAUUUUCUGUUAUACUAUUAUCCCACUCGAUGCCAGGCUGGUGCUGAGGUGGAACUGUGCAAGCUGGAAGUGGUGCAAACACUGUUGGCGUAUACACAACCACACGAGCAAGACGAGGAGUCUUUACAUAAAUCUCUCUGGACGCAAAUGAUACGUGAGGUGCUGAAGAACAUCGAUGGACCGGCCAACUUUAUACCGGGUCUGAAGCUGUUGGCGGAAUUGCUGCCGUUGCCAUUGCCCAUGCCACAGCCACUGAGCGAUCAGUUGAAGCAGCAGCACAAACAGCGUUUGAUCACCGAGCGCAAAUUGUGGUCCGCUCACUUGCAUCCGCAGAGCGGACAAAUCGCUAAGUUGGUGGAAGCGCUGGCGCCUUCAAGUUUCCCUCAGCUGUCCGAGCUGCUGCAGCGCGUAUGCAUGCAGCUAUCAGACCUGGCACCCAACAUGACGCUGCUAAUAGCCAAGACAAUUAUGGAACUGUUGUGCAAUGAAUAUCAGAGCUCCAAUUGUAUGCCGACCACCAAUCUUGAGCGCCUGCUACGUUUCUCCACGCGACUGUGCGCUUUCGCACCCCUUAAGAGCUCCAUGCUCUCCAUAUUGUCUGGCAAAUUCUGGGAGCUGUUCCAAUCGCUGCUAUCGUUGAAUGAGUUCAAUGAGGUGGUCUCCAAUUGCCAGGAGGCAGUGCAUCGCAUAUUAGACAGUUUCCUGGACUCUGGCAUUUCCUUAAUUUCACACAAAUCCACAGCGCAGCCGUCGCUCAAUUUGUCGGCUGCGCUGCCGCCCAAGGAACUAAUCCCACGUGUCAUCGAUGCCGUGUUUAGCAAUCUGGCCAGCGUGGAGGUCACUCAUGGAAUUUCCAUUUUAGCUGUGCGUAAUCUGGUCAUCCUAACCGAGCAUGACUACACAUUCUAUCAUCUGGCCCAGUUGUUGAAGCAGAAGAUUAGCGAGUUCCAGGCCUGGAUGGAACGUGUUAUACUCCACAAUGAAACGGUUGAAUAUAAUGCAAACAUUGAGUCGUUGAUUUUACUGCUGCGCUCCCUGACUCAAAUUGAGCCACCUCCAGCAAUGUCCGCUAUGCCGAACCGUACACUUAAGCUGGGCCCUUCUGAGCUUGCUCAGCUGCUUGAGUUCCAGGAUGUGGAGAUGGACAAGCCACCGGUUUUACAGCGCAUUCUUAAAGUGCUCGAGAAGCACAAGGCUGUGGCCAAUGAGGCAGCGCUAUGUGAUUUGAAACAACUUAUUACCCUGCAGGCAUCCAAGCAGGAACAGGAGACGCUGACAACAGCGGUUGCCUCAACAGAAACGCCAAAUGAAGCCGAUGCCAAUGCAGCAAACGGCAGCAACGUCGCCACAGGACCAUUAAACGUUGAGCCACAUCUGCCGCAAGCUGAGGGCAUUGUCACUCAGUACGAGGCCCGACCUAUAUUCACACGCUUCUGCGCAACGGCUGAGAAUGUUCAGUUGACAGCGCGUUACUGGCUGGAGCCGUUGCCAAUUGAGGUUAUUGAAGAUAUGGACGAGCCACUGUACGAACGCAUUGCCUGCGACUUGACUGAUUUGGCCAAUGUUUGCCUGAAUCCCGAUCUGAAUCUCACGGGCGAUUGCAAGCGUGUGCUGCAUUUAUCUGGCUCACCUCAAUCUAAUCGUGAGAUGACUCCCACAGCACCAUGUUUCCGUACUCGGCGUGUUGAGGUGGAACCCGCUACGGGUCGGCCUGAAAAGAAAAUGUUCGUAAGUGCAGUACGAGGACGAGGCUUUGCAAGGCCCCCACCCUCUCGCGGCGACCUAUUUCGCUCCAGGCCGCCCAACACUUCUCGGCCACCAUCGCUCCAUGUGGACGAUUUCCUGGCGCUGGAGACUUGCGGUGCACAGCCCACCGGGCCAACGGGCUACAAUAAAAUACCGUCAAUGCUUCGCGGAUCGCGCGUUGGUCGUAAUCGCGGGUCACGUAUUUCAGCAGCAGCUGCCUACAGGCAAAAGAAGCUCUUACGCAUUGGGUCGCCCUCCAAUUGGUCCGAGGCGACGGGAGCGCCGUAUCGUUCUGGCAAUGCUGAAGGGCAUUUCAGCGGGGGUGACUCGCACUACACGUCGCCCCACUACAGUGGACGAUCACGUGGGCGUGGCCUACGCUCCAGGCCGCCCUAUUUGCGUUAGACACGGCGCCAAAACUUGCAUAUAUCAAAGUGUUUUGUGUAUAUUUGAUUUAUACAUUUUGUAU